Staurois parvus is the source of this 1110-nucleotide messenger RNA. Lineage: Eukaryota; Metazoa; Chordata; Amphibia; Anura; Ranidae. The record is from the annotation of a GenBank genome assembly.
GGGGACAAGGGAGAUGGACAAACAGACAUGGAGGAGGACAGACGUCUCCUACUAAUGCUGCUACUGUGCUGGGUAUUUCUACAAGGGGCGCUGGCACAAGCCAACAACAAAGAGGGAAUACUCCGGGAUACACUCUUUGAGAGUUACAAUGUUCUUGUUCGGCCCACGAAGACCCCCCAGGAAAAGGUUACAGUACAAGUGGGGAUGAGUCUGUCCCAGCUUAUCGGCCUGAAUGAGAAAGACGAAGAGCUGACCACGAAGGUCUACAUGAAUAUGGCCUGGAAUGACCUCCGCCUCACCUGGGACCCAUCACAAUAUGGUGGCAUCAAGACUCUGCGGAUUCCCUCUGACAGUGUGUGGAAGCCGGAUAUCGUCCUUAUGAACAACUAUGACGGUGAAUUUGAGGUCGGGCUUGCGGUUGAAGUUUUGGUUAACUGGAAAGGCAAUGUCACCUGGCUGCCCCCGGCCCUCUAUCACAGCAGCUGCCCCAUCGAGGUCCAAUACUUCCCGUUUGACUGGCAGAAUUGUAGCAUGGUAUUCCGGUCUCAGACCUAUGAGGCAGACGAGGUGACCCUGGUACACCCGAGGGACGGCCAAGGAAGGGAGAUCACUCAAGCCGUCAUCUUUCCCAACACCUUUGAGGAAAAUGGCCAGUGGGAGAUUCGAUACCGAUCAUCCCGUAAGAACGUGAGCCCAACAGACCCGCUUUAUGAGGACAUCACAUUUUACCUGGUGAUCCGAAGGAAGCCGUUAUUCUAUAUUGUCAACAUCAUCAUCCCUUGCAUUCUUAUUACCAUUCUGGCCAUCUUUGUCUUCUACCUUCCCCCCGAUGCAGGUAGUGAGAAGAUGACGCUGUCCAUCUUUGCUCUUCUCACACUCACUGUCUUCUUGCUGCUUCUGGCUGACAAAGUCCCAGAGACCUCGUUGAAGGUCCCCAUCAUUGUCAACUAUCUCAUGUUUACCAUGAUUCUGGUCACCUUUUCUGUCAUCCUGAGCGUAGUGGUCCUGAAUCUUCACCAUCGAUCCCCCAACACCCAUCACAUGCCCCAGUGGGUGCGGCAGGUAUGGCCCAUCUCCCUUGUCAGUGUAUUGACCUACUUGACCCCAUAG